Messenger RNA from Corythoichthys intestinalis (scribbled pipefish), 2333 nucleotides. RefSeq names its product BCL2 associated athanogene 4 (gene bag4). The record is from RefSeq and is a predicted model, not a curated record. Gene Ontology annotation, cellular component: cytoplasm; nucleus; membrane. Gene Ontology annotation, molecular function: adenyl-nucleotide exchange factor activity; protein-folding chaperone binding. The transcript has 5 exons. NCBI's taxonomy places the organism in Eukaryota, Metazoa, Chordata, Actinopteri, Syngnathiformes, Syngnathidae. The coding region runs from base 281 to 1330 and encodes 349 amino acids. Gene Ontology annotation, biological process: protein stabilization.
UCGCUAUCCUCAUUAAGGAUAAACAAGCUGACGCGAGCUCACGGUACCAUAGGCCAUUCAUCAUUUCCGGUUAUUUUAACAAGUCAUCUCCCUUUAUCAUUCCCCUUCACUUUUUGGCGUUUGUAGCAAUUCGAACUUUUCGAUAGUAAAAGAGAUUGCCGCCUGCAAUAGAAUAAUACAUGGAGUCCGUUUAGCAGGUACAUCGCCGUCAAAUGAAGUGAAAUCCGACAGUCCCUCGAUUUAGAACUUGGCUAAUAACCCCGGAAACUACCUAAGGAACAUGGACACGCCGCAGUAUCCCGGCUACCCAUCCCACUACUGGUAUCCUCAGUCCCAUUCCGCGGGUCACUAUGCAAAUACUUAUCCUUCUGGAUCUGAUGGCCAGCCGCAGUAUAAUCCCCAGGUGAUUUCUGGAGGUUAUCCAAAUGGCCAUGGGGUCUACAGCCCAGCACAGAGUCAAUAUUCCACAAGUGGUUUCCAUCCAUCCAAUCCUUUCUACUGUGCUGAUCCUCAGAGACCACCUCCAGUUUCUUACUCUAAUCAGAGCUGUCCUGCAGAGCAAAACAGUGGGGCAGCAGGACAGCCCCACUCACAAAACCAUCACUAUCCUGGUAUUCACUGUCAAGGGGGUCCUGGAUAUCCUCCGGGGCCAUAUUCUCACUACAGUGAAGGUGGGCAUGCAAUGCCUCCAAACCCGCUAUACACACGCACGACUGAUGUUUGGGAACACCAAGGGACGUAUGCUCCUACACAGCAGCAAUGGCAGCCUGGUCAACAGCUUCCUCAAAACCAUUAUGGAAAUCCUGUACGUCCGUUACACCCUCCUGCUUGGCCAGGGACUGGAACCGGUGCGCCACCACCUUACCAACCUAAGGACCAGCGCACCCCACAGGUUGGACCUAAGCCCAGAACAACUGCAUCCCCAAGUCGCACCAAUGGGAAACCCACAGAAAUUAGUUCACCUCCCCAAAUGUACAACAACGCAGGGCGAAUUGAUCAAAAUCACUCACAAGGUGAGCCCCCACCCUCUGCACCCAGUCAGUCAUUGGCUCCAGACAACCCUGGACCUCAGCCUGUGAGCGACAACCCCAGUUUAGCUCGAGUUCAACAAAUCAUGGUUAGGGUGCUACUUCUUCAGGAAGAUGUUGAUGAGUUUGUAGGGAAAAAAACGGACAAGAGUUAUCGAUGCCUGGAGGAACUUCUUACCAAAGAGCUGCUUGAGCUGGACUCUGUGGAGACUCAGGGACUUGAAAAUGUCCGUCAAUCUCGGAAGGAGGCUGUGCAGAGGAUCCAGGCAAUUCUUGACCAGCUGGAAAAGAAAGCAUUCUAAAGUGGAUCUUCUUUGAACUAGUGUUUGAACACAUUUUCAAAAAUGACUAGUAAGCUGUUGGUAUGUGUGAUGCGUGUCAAUACAGUAGAUCAACACAUCUGUUUUUGUACAUAUUGUAAGGAACUUUCAAAUCAGUCAGACUGAAUUAUUCUUUUGCGUUAUUCAUACCUGAAAAGAGAAUUAUUCAUUGCCAUUCCCAACUUGUUGCUAACCUUCAACGAGUGUUUCAGAAUCAUUUAAUCAUAUUGAUGUAUGUCAGUUUAAAAAUGGUCGUCUGUCCCAAACAACAUAAACAUUGCCUUAACUGCCCAUUAGUUUGUCACAGUCCAGUUGCAUGAUAUUGUAGUCACUGAUAGCCAUCAAUGAGGCUAUUGCAGUAAUGUAGGUGUUCGUAUUAAUUUUCCAUUAUGCUCUCCGUUUUGCAUGCACAACACUUUUACAACCUCGUUAUUGUUAUAAUUGGACCAUCAAUGACAAAUGAGUUUAAAAAAAAAGAAAGCUCCCUGAAGCUAUCAAUUCUUUUGUCUCUGCCGUGAUUUCCAAAAAUGUAUUUCCUCUAAUAUCCAUUCAAUUGUGAAGAUCCCAUUUAACUUGUUAUGAAUAAGUGUUGAUUGCAGCACCAGUUUUUUUUUUUUUUUUGUCCAUUAUUUAACUUCAGAAUAUUGUACCAUUUUUCUCCAAGUUAGCAAAAUAGGUAUUUUCCCCUGAAAUAAUACAGAUGUGUUGGACUAUGCAGUGCCAUAUUUCAAAGGAUGUUGAAUAUACUAUAUUUAAAAAGUAAAAAAAAAAAGUAAAAGCAAUGCAUGGAAAAUCAUAUCUGUCUAAAGUAUUCAUUUCCUUGUGCUGUUACAUGGAGCCCAACUGUAAAAUGUCAGAUGUAUUGCAUGUUUCAAACACAAGAUGGAAAUACUUGGCUGAUUAACAGUAAAAAAAAAAAAUGCCACUGUUGAGAAUUCUCAGAAAUAAUAAAAUAUGAAUUAUAUUUUUAAUCCGGUGAAGUAGU